This is a messenger RNA of Propithecus coquereli (Coquerel's sifaka), 2163 nucleotides long. It is a transcript of the gene FANCG, whose product is annotated as Fanconi anemia, complementation group G. Gene Ontology annotation, cellular component: Fanconi anaemia nuclear complex. The record is from RefSeq and is a predicted model, not a curated record. Gene Ontology annotation, biological process: interstrand cross-link repair. Bases 19 to 1884 code for a protein of 621 amino acids. Lineage: Eukaryota; Metazoa; Chordata; Mammalia; Primates; Indriidae. Gene Ontology annotation, molecular function: protein binding. The transcript has 14 exons.
GGCCAAGCCUCGGCCACUAUGUCCCUCCAGACCCCUCCGGACUCCAGCUGUCUGGAUCUGUGGAGGGAAAAGAAUGACCAGCUCGUUCGACAGGCCAAGGUGGCUCAGGACUCCGAUCUGUCUUUGAGGCGACAGCAGUUGGCUCAAGAUGCAUUGGAAGGGCUUAGGGAGCUCCUCCAUAGUCUGCAAGGGCUCCCUGCAGCUGUUCCUGUUCUCCCCUUGGAGCUGACUGUCACCUGCAACUUCAUUAUCCUGAAGACAAGCGUGACCCAGGGUUUUACUGAAGAUCAGGCUCUGGAUAUUCAAUGGGGCCUAGAAAGAGUGCUGGAGACCCAGGAGCAACUGGGGCCCAGGUUGGAACGAGGACUCAGGGACCUGUGGGACUCCGUCCUCUAUGCUUCCUCCCUUCUCCCGGAGCUGCUUCCUGCCCUGCACCGUCUUGCUGGCCUGCAGGCUGCCCUCUGGCUGAGCACUGACCAUCUUAGGGACCUGGCCUUGCUGCUGCAGACCCUGAAUGGCAGCCAGAGUGGCUCUUCUGAGGAUCUGCUAUUGCAUCUAAAAACCUGGAGUCCCCCAGCUGAGGAAUCAGAUGCCCCAUUGACCCUGCAGGAUGCCCGGGGAUUGAGGGAUGUCCUUCUGACAGCAUUUACCUACCGCCAAGGUCUCCAGGAACUGAUCAUAGGGAACCUGCCCAAGGCACUAAGCAGCCUGCAUGAAGCGGCCUCAGGUCUGUGUCCACGGCCUGUGUUGGUCCAGGUGUACACAGCACUGGGGACUUGUCUCCGUAAGAUGGGAAAUCCACAGAGAGCACUGGUGUACUUAAUUGAAGCCCUGAAAGGUGGAUCAACCUUAGGUCCUCCACUUCUGGAGGCCUCUAGGCUAUAUCAGCAACUGGGAGACACAGCAGCAGAGCUGGAGAGUCUGGAGCUGCUGGUUGAGGCCUUGAGUGUCACCCACAGUUCUGAAGCACCUCAGCUUCUCAUUGAGGUAGAACUGCUGCUCCCACGACCUGACCCAGCCUCGCCCCUUCACUGUGGCACCCAGAGCCAGGCUAAGCAUCUGCUAGCAAGCCGAUGCCUACAGACAGGGAGGGCAGAAGAUGCUGCAGAGCAUUACUUGGACCUGCUGGCCCUGUUGCUGGAUGGCUCGGAGCCAAGGUUCUCCCCACCCCACUCCCUCCCAGGGCCCUGUAUGCCUGAGGUGUUUUUGGAGGCAGCAGCAGCACUAAUCCAGGCAGGCCGAGCUCAGGAUGCCUUGACUGUGUGUGAGGAGCUGCUCAGUCGUGCAUCAUCUCUGCUACCCAAGAUGUCCCAGCUGUGGAAAGAUGAUAGAAAAGGAACCAAGGAUCUGCCACACUGCCCACUCUGGGUCUCUGCCACCCACCUGCUUCAGGGCCAGGCCUGGGUACAGCUGGGAGCCCAAAAAGAAGCAGUUAGUGAAUUUAGCUGGUGCCUGGAGCUGCUUUUCCGGGCCACACCUGAGGACAAAGAACAAGGGGCAGCUUCCAACUGCGAGCAGGGGUGUAAGUCAGAUGUGGCACUGCAGCAGCUUCGGGCAGCCGCCUUGAUUAGUCGAGGACUGGAAUGGGUAGCCCGUGGCCAGGAUACCAAAGCCCUACAGGACUUCCUCCUCAGUGUGCAGAUGUGCCCAGGUAAUCAAGAUGCUUCCAUUCACCUGCUUCAGACUCUGAGGAGGCUGGAUCGGAGGGAUGAGGCCACUGCUCUCUGGUGGAGGCUGGAGGCCCAAACUAAGCUGCCACAGAAAGAUACUACAUGGUCUCUCCCCCUGUACCUAGAAACCUGUUUGAGCUGGAUCCGUCCCUCUGAUCAUGAAACCCUCCUUGAAGAGUUUCGGAUAUCUGUGCUGGAGCCUCGUGACCUGUAGCUGCCACAUUUCCAAGAGUUUAAACUGGGGCCCCAGUGGGCCAUCUCUCUGUGUGGAGGGCUUUCUGCUUUACCAUCCUUGGGGAGUAUGGCUGGAGCUGACCAUUCCUAUAUAAUUCGUGCACUAAUGAGUCUGGUGGUAGUCCUGCAAAAUUUGGACUAGUUACUACCAUUCUGCUUCUGGAGGAAACACUCUCUGCCACCAACAAGUCAUUGACUUUGCUUGUGGCACAUUUUUUGUGGUUUCCCCUUUUCUUGGUUGAGUAAAAUCUCCUAUUUA